UUGCCCACAACUGCAGGAGUCCUACCCUGCCCUGGCUUGUUUGGAGUUACUCAUGUGCCAGCACCCUUGCCCGUCCCUCUGUUGAGCUGUCUCGGGAUCCUGUGCGCUGUCCCUGCCCUACACUGUUUCAUUCAGCACUUUCUCUUCUCUCUCUCUUUCUUUCCUGUCCCUUUAACUUUUUUGUAUUUUUCUCCCUCCUUUGGUGAACUUGAAGCACUUCUCCUUCCUUGUGCUGCUUUGUUCUCCUGUAUCCUCCAUAUCUCCCUGAGUCUCUGCAUUUUCUCUCUAUGCUGCUGAACCUCCUAACUUCAACUGCUUUAUUUACAAAUCUUCAGCUUUCCCCACCUUUCCUCUAACACUUCUCCUCCUCCUGCCCCCCCAAAUGCCAGACUUCUACCCAUAGUUGGGGUUGGUCCAAACAUUCUCCUCCAUCUUUGCUCAUUUUUGGCCCAAGGAUGUCAGCCUUACAGAAGCUGGAGAAUUUGGCCUCCCGGGUAUUCAGCCGUGGGCCUCGAGGUCCUGCCCCGGUGCCCCCUGCCAGCGCUGGCCCCCAGGCACCCUGCCUGCCAUGCAACGUACUGAGCUGGGAACGGGAGAUGAAAGAAUUUCUGGCAAAAGCAAAAGAAGAUUUUCUGAAAAAAUGGGAAAAUCCAGCACAGAACACAGCUCACCUGGAACAGUUUGAGCGCAUUAAAACUCUUGGCACUGGGUCAUUCGGGCGAGUAAUGCUGGUCAGGCACAAAGAAAAUGGCAGUCACUUUGCUAUGAAGAUCUUGGACAAGCAGAAGGUGGUGAAGUUGAAGCAGAUCGAGCACACUUUGAAUGAGAAGCGGAUACUGCAGGCUGUGAAUUUCCCAUUCCUCGUGCGGCUGGAGUAUUCCUUUAAGGAUAACAGCAAUCUGUAUAUGGUCAUGGAGUAUGUCGCCGGUGGGGAGAUGUUCUCUCAUUUGCGCAGAAUCGGGCGCUUCAGUGAACCUCAUGCACGCUUCUAUGCAUCCCAGAUUGUAUUAACUUUUGAAUAUCUGCACGCCCUGGAUCUUAUAUACAGAGACUUGAAACCCGAGAAUCUCCUCAUAGACCAGCAGGGAUACAUCCAGGUGACGGAUUUUGGCUUUGCAAAGAGAGUGAAAGGGAGGACCUGGACCCUGUGUGGGACACCAGAGUACCUGGCGCCAGAAAUAAUCCUUAGCAAGGGUUAUAAUAAGGCAGUGGAUUGGUGGGCCCUAGGAGUCCUGAUUUAUGAGAUGGCUGCGGGGUAUCCUCCCUUUUUCGCUGAUCAGCCCAUUCAGAUCUAUGAAAAAAUAGUAUCGGGGAAGGUCCGGUUCCCCUCUCACUUUAGCUCCGACUUGAAGGAUCUCCUCAGAAACCUUUUGCAAGUCGAUCUGACUAAGCGAUUUGGGAAUUUGAAGAAUGGUGUGACAGACAUCAAGGGACACAAAUGGUUCAGUACCACGGACUGGAUUGCAGUCUACCAGAAAAAGGUGGAAGCUCCCUUCAUCCCUAAAUGUAAGGGUCCCGGAGACACAAGUAAUUUUGAUGACUAUGAAGAAGAAGAGAUCCGAGUUUCAAUCACAGAGAAGUGCGCUAAGGAAUUCUCUGACUUCUAAUUUGCACCGGGAAAGGCGGAGCAGUCACCAAACACUCCCCCCAAGCAAGAGAGAGCGUUGGCGCGAGCACCACUGACAGGCACACAACCACCUCUUCCCUUUCACACUACCCUCCUUCCAAGCUUUUAAUUAGUGGUGCAGAUCAGACAUGGCGGCCAUCCUGUUUUAUCUUGGAUCUGGUGGUGCUGGUUCUGAUUGGGCCUGGAGAUCCCCAAGUCUCUCUCUCCCCCACUUCCCCACACUUUUGUUUCUCUCUCUGACAGAUUUGAGGGGCCAAGAAUUAUUUAAACAUGUGACUGGUUCCUCUGGGGUAGAGUCAGAACCUUGGGGGCAGAGCCUCAGCCCUCAGGGGGCGGGGCCUGGUUUCUUUUUUUUAACCAUUUUCAUCUGAGCAAGCCGGCCACUGGUUUUUAUUGAUUAAUUGACAUAGUAUAUAAACGUCGAACUGUUUUAAUCUGAACCUCUUCCUCCCCCCAUCAGCCUUCUCUUUCUCCAUAACCCAUUGUAGAAGGAUUUUUAAAUUCAAUGUGCCAGUUUUACCCAAAAAAAAUCUCCAUUUUUUUUUUUUUUUGUCUUUAACCCUAUGUUUCAGCAUCCGUGGUGUCUUUCUCUUGUCCUUGAUAACUUUUAAGAAAAAAAAAAAAAAAAAUUCCCGACCCUCUGCUCUGAUACUAAAGCUAGAAAUCCAGUCCUUGCUAUGAAUUGCAUCACUUGAGCGUAACCACUCUCGGGGCGUUUCCGGUUGGACUUGGCCGUCGUUACGCCUUACAUUCUUCCUGGGGGGGGUACAAGGAGAGGCAGCGCAGCACAAUUUUCCCUUUACGCCUCAGUAUUAAUCGCAUUUACCUGAGCAGGUUCUAUCCGGGUGUCACAUGGUUAGCGAGAGCCAAUGAGACUGACGUUGUCACAUGACGUAAUUAAUGGGCACAACAUUCCGUAUUGGUGCUGUGACCGGAUAGCGGCCAUCUUAGUCUCGGUGUUGGGGAGUUGAAGCCAUUGAAGUGCUUUCUGAAUGGUUUCCCUCCAUGUUAAAUGCUUAUUCUCCAUCAGAUCAGAAGGAGCAGCUAAAUGGGUGGGGCCUGAGAAAGUUCUAUAUAUUUAUAUAUGUGGGUGCAUAUAGCCUUUACGGAUUUGCCUAUACCAUGUGACGCGUUCAUGUUGGAUUGUGGGUAGGCAGAGGGUUUUCCUUCGGGCAGACAUUAGGAAUGAGCGAUUGCAAUUGGUGGCUUCUGCACCCAAUAAAGCGCCUGAUUUAUAACUGCAGCCUUGCAUAGUUUCCCUUUAAUAAAAGAUUGGACGGUGACGUUUGUGUCCAUUCCCCCCCCGUGGCUUCUGCGAUGAUAUUCAGCCAAUCACUGCUCAGCGGGUAGAAUGUGCCGGGCUACAGGAGGAGAGUACAGCAGCCUCUAUCCUCUGUGGCCCUUCUAACCCUAAUUCUUUACAUCACGUGUCUCUUGAUCUUCCUUUAGUUUUUAUAUGAAUGGAAUGCUAUUAUAAUGUAACGUGCACAGCACUUGUGUGUGUGUGGGGGGGGCGCUCAGCGCAGGCCAAUGAAAGACGGGCUCGUUAGGGGGUGACGCUGCGUAUACGGAUCCCUGAGGCUCUGCUUUUAUACAGGGGCUAAUUCUGAGGGCCUCCUACGGCGUAGAUUGUCAGCUGUGGGACAUAUUGGGGUGCCAAUAGUUGCACCUCUUUAAUAACUGAAGUGCCAACAUUUGGCUUCUGCUACCCUAAACUAUUUCAUGUAACGUUCUUCUAUAAUCUAUGGAAUCUGGCCGGGGCCCGGCACCUGUCGGCCUUCCACCCAGCACCCCAUGGCGGCCGUUGUGGCCAAUAAGGCGAGUCGCCUGUAGGUGGGACCUACCUUCUUAGACAGGAAGCCUGCAGCCCCGGCGGGUAAAUGACCCUAAACACCCGCUUCUCAGACCUACACGUGAAGGUCAAAUAUCUCUUAACCCCCGCAGUAAUAUUCACAUAUGUAUCCAAUCAGACGAGGGCACCCUCACAGUCAUAGAUGGUGGGAGAAACAGGGUCAUUUUGGGGCAGAUCUGUGACUUUCAGUUAAGUUUUUCACUUUGAACCUAUUACAUAUAUAUACAUACAUACAUGCGUAUAUACAUAUAUAUAUAUAUGUGUGUGUGUGUGUAUAUGUUCUAGUUAUUAUGGCACUCACUUCUUACAUGUGUUAUACUGUAAACAUUUGAGACAAAUUACAAAUAAAGUUUUGUUUAAAAAAAAAAAA
Molecule: messenger RNA, 3849 nt
Organism: Xenopus tropicalis (tropical clawed frog)
Lineage: Eukaryota; Metazoa; Chordata; Amphibia; Anura; Pipidae
Gene: prkaca
Product: protein kinase, cAMP-dependent, alpha catalytic subunit
Exons: 10
Coding region: 456-1607 (383 amino acids)
Cellular component (GO): mitochondrion; plasma membrane; cytoplasm
Molecular function (GO): protein serine/threonine kinase activity; cAMP-dependent protein kinase activity; transferase activity
Source: RefSeq, a predicted model, not a curated record